AUGCUGGUUCUUCAAGCGCCUCUGACGCCCUACAGCGCAUCCAUACCAUCCGGCCCUCCUCCUGCUGCUCCCAAUCGAACUGCACAGCCCUUGCCGUCCAAUCCAAACCCCGCCCUUGGAAGCACCUCAUUCCUACUGGAUCUCGCACCUGCAAACGUCGCCCCCAGUAUUCCAAUCCCUGCCAACUUGCUCGGCAUCAGCAUCGAGCUCAGCGUCGCCGACGAGUACCGUGAGCGCUGACGUGAUUGUUGUGGAGCGACAAUCGCUGACCCCGCACGCGCUUCACGCCCCCCAGUCGGCAGCGACCCGCAAACACCCUCGUUUCAAUUUCUAAAUUAUCUGGCAAACAUACGGGCACGUGCCGGAGUAGGUCCAAUCGUACGCAUCGGAGGUGAGCGCGGGAGGCGAGCGCGGAAGGCGAGCGCUGAGGGGGGGCCAAAGUGAUGGACUCUGUGCCCACUCUUUCCUGACAUCAGAGUCUCGCAACCAGGCAACACGCAAGACACUGCCGAAUAUGCCAGCAACUUGGAUGGCAUCAUACGCAAAGUCGGCGGAGGGCUCAACGCAGCUGGCAUACCCAUCACGCCCCACCUCGUCUAUAGCGACGUCAUCUUUCAGUCUCUCAAGACAUUGGUCAAUCUUACGGACGCGCGCAUCGUCUGGGGCGUCAACAUGGUCAACAACACUGCUGACUUUACGCUCGACAUGGUCGAGCAUCUCCAAAAGAGCGUGGGAGACUCGCUCGAGCAUUUACUGGUGAGCGUGUGCGUCUCAAUGUUGCCGCAAUGAAGCUGACGCCGCCUCUCGCGCGUAGGUCGGCAACGAGCCCGAUCGAUAUGCUCUCACAGGCAACAGACCUGCGUCAUACAGCAUCGACACGUAUCUGGACGAAUUGGGAGCCCUCACGCAGAGCAUCAUCAACGCCGCUUAUGCGGAUGAUAUGCGCCAGUUCAGCGCUCCGAGCGUCUGCUGCUCGUGGACGACUAGUCAGAGUGAGCGAGCGCGCGUGACGUCGCGCAUUCGGCCCCUCAUGCUGACGCUCGCACAACCCCGCAGUUCUUGACGCUGGGAUGCGAUCGCGCUUCUCUGAUCGGCUCAAAGGUGAGGCGCACGAGCAUCCUCGAGUGUGUGCGCAUGCUCACACGCCCGACAAUGCCUUGCAGCCAUCAGCGCCAUAAAGUGUGAGGGAGCGCUAAAGUUUGGACGUGCCAAGUCGCCCGCGCUCACACGUUUCAUCCCGCAGACCCGCAAAGCCUGUGCCAAUCGGAUGCAGUGUAUGGGCAUGCGGGAUACCUCAACAUGACAAACAUUGUCGACGUUAGUGGCGCUACGGUCUCCAAGUCUGCGCUCGUGUCUGACUCUCGCACCACGUUUGCAGUUUGCCAUGUACGAUGUUGCUGCCGUCAGCACAGCAGUCGAAAUGGGCCUCCCGUAUGUGCUUGCCGAAACGGUGCGUACACACCGUCACCUCUCUGCCCAUCAAUUCUCACUCACGACUUUUUGUGAAUCUCUCUCCCCUCUCCUCUUCUCACCGCAGAACACCGCGUCGUGCGUGGGAGUCGCUGGAGUCAGCGAUACGUUCACGAGCGCCCUCUGGGCGAUCACUGCCUCUUUGGAACUUGCUUACCGCAACCAUUCCGCCGUGCUGCUUCACAACGGAGGCGCAAAGUGAGCGAGAGCAAGCAGUCUCGAGCCUAUGCACGUCCGCGCUCACACUCGUGACUCUCCCACAGCGUCCUGUACAACGUCUUUCAUCCGCCGACGCGCAACACGACCACGACUGCGUGGCGCACAGCGCCAAUCUACUACUCGCUGAUCGUGUUAGCUGAAGCCCUUCGCUCCACGUCGAGCGAGCGGUCACGCGUUCGAAAUCUCGGUCUGAACGAGACGAUGGCGGCAGCUUAUGGUGUGUAUGAAGAGGAGACUCCAGUCAAGCUCGUCCUGGUCAACAUGGCCUCCUCAAACGAUCAGACCCAGGUCAUGAAUGUCGAAUUCGAUCUGCCUGCGAAUGGUAACGCUGCUGUAUCAUUCAAGACGCUGACCGCCGCGAGCGUCGAUGAAAAGGCCAAUAUUGUGAGCCGCACGUGCCUGCGCUAGCUUAUGCGCCGCACGCUGACGUCCAUUCCACGCCAGACCUGGGCAGGUCAAACGCUCUCCUACUACUCGGACGGAACUUUGAUCGGCACCGAGGACGUCCAGACGCUAGCGUGCCCUUCCCAACGAUGCACGUUGCGAGUGCCUGCUCCGAGCGUCAUCCUCGUCUUUCUCACGCAACAAGCGCAGAGCAAGGCCUCUGUCAGCGCUUCGGCCUUUGAGCCGCAAGGCACCAACAACAGACAAUUGGUACUCGAUUCGAAUGGAAGCAGAGGUAAUCGAGGAGGCAGCACUUCCAAAGGCUCCACCAGACGCAAUGCGGGAUGCGCUCGCACUCGCGCUCGCCCCACAUUGCCUCUCUUAGCUGUGCUCGCGCCCCUCUUUGUAUCACUAUCAGUCUAG
Messenger RNA from Ceraceosorus bombacis, 2496 nucleotides. NCBI's taxonomy places the organism in Eukaryota, Fungi, Basidiomycota, Exobasidiomycetes, Ceraceosorales, Ceraceosoraceae. The record is from the annotation of a GenBank genome assembly.